AUGUGGAACUCACCCAAGGUUGGAAUCCUCGGUGGUGGCCAGUUGGGCCGUAUGCUCGUCGAGUCCGCCAACCGAUUGAACAUUCAAGCCAAUGUCCUAGACGUCGAGAACUCUCCCGCCAAGCAAAUCAGUGCCCACGACGGUCAUGUCACCGGUUCCUUCAAGGAGCGUGAGUCUGUGCGCAAGCUGGCCGAGUCUUGCGAUGUUAUUACCGCCGAAAUUGAGCACGUCGACACUUACGCUCUCGAAGAGGUUGCCUCGAAGGUGCGGGUGGAGCCCAGUUGGCAGGCUAUCCGGACAAUCCAGAACAAGUUCAACCAGAAGGAACACCUCCGCAAAUAUGGCAUUCCUAUGGCCGACCACCGUGAAUUGCAAAACAACACACCCCAGGAAUUGGCACAGAUUGGCGAGCAGUUGGGCUACCCGAUGAUGCUGAAGUCGAAAACUAUGGCAUACGACGGACGUGGAAACUUCCGUGUCAACUCCGAAGCAGACAUUCCCGAGGCUCUUGAAGCUCUUAAGGACCGACCUCUCUAUGCCGAGAAAUGGGCCUACUUCAAGAUGGAACUCGCCGUCAUGGUCAUUAAGACAAAGGAUGAUGUUCUCUCCUACCCCACCGUCGAGACAGUCCAAGAGGACUCCAUUUGCAAGACGGUGUACGCUCCAGCCCGCAACGUCCCUGACGCCAUCAAUCAGAAGGCGCAAGCCCUCGCCCGGAAAGCUGUCUCUGCAUUCGAGGGCAAGGGUGCUUUCGGUGUCGAGAUGUUCCUUCUUGAGGACAACAGCCUGAUGCUCUGCGAGCUCGCAAGCCGAAUCCACAACUCCGGCCACUGGACCAUGGAGGGCUGUGCUCUGUCCCAAUUCGACAGCCACAUCCGUGCCAUUCUCGACCUUCCCAUUCCCCCCAAGAGUCUCGAGCUCCUCCAGCCUUCGAUCAUGCUUAACAUCAUCGGCGGUGCAACCCCCGACUCUCACCUGAAGGCCACCGAGGCCGCCCUCUCCAUCCCCAACGCCACCAUCCACCUCUACAGCAAGGGUGAUGCCAAACCCGGCCGCAAGAUGGGCCACGUCACCGUCACUGCAGCCACCAUGCACGAGGCCGAGACCCUGAUCCAGCCUCUGAUCGAUGUCGUUGACAACAUGCGCGCCCAGCGCUCCGAUAUCAAGACUAAGGCCGCACCAUCCGGUCCCUCCAAGCCCGCCCCCUCCAUCGGUGUCGUUAUGGGCUCUGACAGUGACCUGAAGACUUUGGUCCCAGGUCUCAAGCUCUUGCGCGACUACUUCGGCCUUGAGCCUGAGGUCGAAAUCACCUCCGCUCACCGCACACCCGACUACAUGGCCGAGUAUGCGGCCAAGGCUGCGUCGCGCGGAAUCAAGGUCAUCAUUGCUGCCGCUGGUGGUGCUGCUCAUCUCCCUGGUAUGGCAGCUGCGCACACUGCGCUCCCCGUCAUCGGCGUUCCUGUGAAGGGCAGCGUCCUCGAUGGUGUCGACAGCCUGUACAGCAUCGUGCAGAUGCCUCGUGGUGUCCCCGUCGCAACAGUCGGUAUCAACAACAGCAUCAACGCUGCCCUCCUUGCUGCCCGCGUGCUGGGCUCUUUCGACCCCUCUAUUCAGCGCAAGGUUGAGGCAUACGCCGAGGCUGCGCGUGCCGAGAACAUGGAGUUGAAGGGUACCAAGAUGCGCGAAUUGGGGUGGCAGAAGUACUUUGAUCAGAUGUAA
Messenger RNA from Penicillium salamii, 1719 nucleotides. The record is from the annotation of a GenBank genome assembly. NCBI's taxonomy places the organism in Eukaryota, Fungi, Ascomycota, Eurotiomycetes, Eurotiales, Aspergillaceae.